This is a messenger RNA of Lodderomyces parapsilosis, 1914 nucleotides long. RefSeq names its product Nop8p (gene NOP8). The record is from RefSeq and is a predicted model, not a curated record. The transcript has a single exon. NCBI's taxonomy places the organism in Eukaryota, Fungi, Ascomycota, Pichiomycetes, Serinales, Debaryomycetaceae. Bases 1 to 1914 code for a protein of 637 amino acids.
AUGUCGAACCAAAAAGAGUACAGGAUACAUAUAGGAAACAUCUCACCGAAACUCAAAGAAAAUAGUAACUUAUUAGAGCAACGAAUAAGCAAAUUUGAUCUUCAAGUGAUAUCACCAUUGGAAUUCCAUACCAAGCCAAUUGAAACCAAAUACUUUGCAUAUACUACUGUGCUUGGAACACCAGCUGAUUUCAACACAUUCAAAAGCUCUCUCAAUGGUAUCCAAUUCAUGGGAUUAAAAUUGUCCAUAGGAAUAGCUAAACCAUCGUUUCGAGAACGCUUCCACAACUUACUGAAGAAUAAAUCAGAACAGUUGCAGCAAGACGAGAUUAAACAAGCCAAAAUUGCACAGUCAAGACUUGAUAGAAUAACUGAGCUAAACACAAGUUAUCCUACUAAUCCUAUAACAUCAUCCAUUGUAACUGCACCAAAGCCAACAGUACACUCAGUGUCUCAACAUACAUUCAACAAUGCAUCGGCUACCACCAAGAACCCACCACCAUCACAUAGACUAGAUGGAUCCAAGUCCUAUGGUGCUACGCUUGACAGGUUGAACUUCAAAUAUCGUAAUGGAUCGGCACAUUCUCUAGUGAAAGGUGUCCAUCGUCGAAAUGCAAGAAAAGAUUUACGACUGCAAACAUUGCGAAUCUUGGUUAAUGGAGAGUUAAAGACAUUUAAGUUCUACAAGACAAAGCUAUGGGGUGUCGAAAAGAACAAAACAGUUAGAGAUUUGACUUGGAGAUACGAUGCCAAAAUGGGGUGGAAAAGUGGCGAUGAUCAUUUGAUUGAAGGUAUCACGAGAAACUCAUGUGGAAUUAAUGGUAAACAGGCAUCAAAGUAUGGUCAAGAUGCCGAAUCGCAUGCCCAACCAUCAGAUGGACAUAAAGACGCUGAUGAUGAUGCAGAUAACGAAGCUCGCAAGAACAAGGCGAUUUUAGCUUCAUUGAUGAGUAGUUACAAUUUCGAUAAGCCAGUGAAUAUUGAAGAAGACAAGGAUGUUGAUAUGGAUGAGAUUGAAGUUGACUCAAAGGGUAGAAAAAAAGUGAAGCAUUAUGAUUAUGAAGUUGAAGGAAAAGCUGGAGACGAAAAUGAUGAAGAGGAAGCAAGCAACCCGGUCGAAAAAAGUGAUGAUACAAUAGCACUUGCUUUAAAUAACGUAGAUUUGGUGAAACCUGUGAAAGAGGUGUAUUAUGAUGAAGAUGAUGAAGGUAAUGAGCUAGAUUUUGACAUGUUGAAGCCUACAGUUGUGGCGCAGGAAGAUGUUGGAGACGUUGCCAACGUCAAUGGACUACAAGAACAAAAGAACCUUGAUGCCAGUCUCGAUUUUAACCGUGAGGAAAAGCAUGAUGAUGACGAUGAAGAUGAAGAUGAUGAGUUCACUCCAUCUUUUGGAGCCCCUGCUUCAAACAAUACAGAAACACUUCGAUCUUUGUUCAAUCCAACAACAACAUCCGACACCCAAGCACAAUCGCAGUCACAACAACCUGCAUUCAAGCUAGCCCUAUCAGAUGAUGACCACGAUCUUGAUGAAUCCAAAUUGGCACAAGAUCAACUACAACAACAACAAGAACAGCAACAACUCUUGGCACAGAUUCAACAACGUAAACAAGAAGAAGUGGCACGUGUUUUACAACAACAACGACAAACCCAGUACGGUUUAUUUUGGCCACAUUUGGAAUCUCCCUUUUUAUCAACACAAUCACAAUUGUCCAAAAUUGAUAAUUUGGGAGAAUUUGGGUUUGCAUUGCCUCAGUUGAGCAAGGUUGCUGAAGGAAGUAGUGGUGGUGGUGCUGUUGAAAAAGAAGGCGAGACUGAAUAUGAGAAAUGGUUCUGGUCAGUGCGUGGUGAGUUUAGUCGUGAGUGUAAGAGGCGAAAGCGAGAUUUGAUGAGAAUCAUGCGUAAGAAGAGGAGCUAA